AUGCAGCUCACCGACUCCAACUUCCCGGUGGCUUGGUCCCUGAUGCUAAAGCGCAACAACAACCCGCGUCUGGUCUUCGCUCAUCACAUGAGCGCUAUUUUUUCGUUGCCGAAAUUGCAGAAGGAGUCGUCGGAAGCGCUCCGGACUAUGCUCAGCACCGUCAACGUGUGUCUCGCCGCCUUCAAGCGCGUCAAGGCCUUAGAAGGGGAGGCACACCAUUGGCUGGCAUAUCACGCGGCUUCCAGGCUCCCAAAGGAGACACUCAACGCAUGGGAGCACCAUCAAGGUAGUACGGCAACCGUCCCGUCCUAUGCCGACCUGGAGUCGUUUCUGAACGACCGGCUAGUUGUCAUGGAUGCGAUCGAAAACCGAAGCGCGUCGAACGACCUCAAUCCUGGGCCGGGAUCUUCAGAUGCCAUGCGCCGGGUUCGAGUGCACAACGUGCGAGACGAGUCAGGGCGUCCCGGCUUAAGUUCUCAUCAUUGCAACGGCGGUCACAUUCUGCGCCGUUGUUCGGCGUUUCUAGCCAUGGACGCUUGGAGGCGCAAGGAGAUUGUGGGCAGGGCGAAGCUGUGCAUCAACUGCCUCAGCAAGGCUCAUGCGCUUCCCCGCUGCACCAGCAACAAAGGGUGUCAAAUUUGCGGUCAGCGUCAUCAUACGCUGUUGCACUUGCCGAGUGCAACUCAGCCCGCCAUCGCUUCGCAGGCGCCCUCUGCCCCGACGUCGUCGCUGCAGCCGCGAUCGUCGGUGGCUAAUAAUGGUGAGCAGUCUCAACGGGAAGUCGGCUCCGAAUAUCGAUGUUUUACUUCCUCAUCGCCCUCUAAUCGAGUGGGCAAUGUACUUCUGGCUACAGCACGCAUCACGGUCCAGAACCCAGACAACGGGCUGCAAGCUGUCAUCACGGCGCUCAUCGAUCAGGGCUCCGAAGCGACCAUCGUAUCCGAGCAUGUGGUGCAAUCCCUACAUCUCAGGCGGACAAUGGCGAGGACGUCUAUUGUCGGAGUAGGCCAAGGGGUUGGGUCCAGGAGCAAGAACAUGGAUAAUUUCAAGGUUCUUAGUACUAAUAAUCAUUUCUCGCUAGACGUCUCUUCGGCAUACGUGUUGGACACUGUCACUUCGCUGCUGCCCUGCUCAAGCUUCUCGCCGCAACGAUGGACCCACAUUCAAGGACUUCCGCUAGCAGACCGUGCGAAGAGGAUUGACCUUAUCUUGGGAGUGGACCUUAUCGCGCAGAUCAUGCUGCCCGGUACACGGAUAGGAAGUCCUACGGAGCCAAUUGCGCAACAGACUCAGCUGGGAUGGAUUCUCUCAGGUCAAGCCGCCGGCGCGACCAGUUCCACCCAGAUCCGUUGCCAUCAUGUAGUCUCCGAGGCGGAGUCGCUGCUGAAGGGUUUUUUCGAGGUCGAGACCGUACCAGAGCGGACGGCUCGCACGGAGGAGGAUCGCUGGUGCGAAUCGUUCUUUCAAAGAACGCAUUCCCGACGUGCGGAUGGGCGCUACGUGGUGCGUCUUCCUUUCAAGAGAUAUCUGGACCACAACAUCGUGUUGGGACGAUCCCACCAAGGGGCCCUUAACCGAUUUCUCCAGCUCGAGCGGCGGCUUGCAGCACGCCCGGUGCAAGAAAGGCAGUACGCGGAGGAGAUCGAGGAGUAUUUCACCUUGGGACAAAUCGCUGUCGCGGAAGGAUCCGAGAGCAGCUUAUGUGUUCGCACACCGACCGGAAUGCAUCAUGCAUCUUGUGUGCUACCCCACCACGCCGUCUACAAGGCAGAAGGUCCUGCCACGAAGCAGAGGAUAGUGUUCGACGCAUCCGCAAAAACGAGCAACGGGAGAUCCCUAAAUGAUGUUUUAGUCACCGGACCCCCUCUCCAAAACGACAUGUCUGCUGUUCUUCUCAAUUGGCGAAAAUAUCGUUAUGUUUUUGCAGCUGAUAUCCAGAAAAUGUAUCGUUGCAUUGACGUUCACCCGGAGGACACGCAAUAUCAGCGGAUUUUAUGGCGGGCGGCGGAUGAAACCAUCAAGGCAUACGCGUUGUCGACUCUGACGUUCGGAACGGCAUCCGCACCAUACACGGCCAUAAGAGUCAUACACCAAUUGGCGCAGGACGAGAAGGAUUCUUUCCCAAGGGCCGCCGAGGUCUUGAAGGAAGAGAUAUAUGUGGACGACAUACUAUCUGGAGGGCACACUAUGGACGAUGCGGAAGAGAAGCGGAUGCAAGUCGUGGGAGCUAUAAAAUCCGCACGGAUGGAAUUGCGCAAAUGGUCGAGCAACGAUCCACGAUUGUUAGCCUCGGUCCCGCAGGAACAUCGAUGCUGUCAGACUUUCUUAAACUGGGAUACAAAGGAUCCGGUAAAGGCGUUGGGGAUGUAUUGGCUUCCAGACUCCGACUGUUUCAGGUUCAAAAUUAAUUUUGACUUUCCAGAGUGCACUACGAAAAGGAACUUACUGGCUGCUAUCGCACGACUUUUCGAUCCCUUAGGUCUGAUAGCUCCGGUCAUCAUCGUUGGGAAGCUCAUUUUAAAAGAGGUUACUUCGGUCAAGGUGGCGAGCAGCGAGGGAGUGCAGGUGUCGUUGGACUGGGACUCACCGGUGCCGGCAGUGAUUCUGGAGCGUUGGCGAGCAUUUCGCUCCGACCUCCCAGGAAUCGAGGACAUCACCGUCAGUCGGUGGACGGAGUACGAUCCCGCCUCUGUAGCCGAUGUGCAGUUGCAUGCCUUCUGUGACGGGUCGUCGUCGUCGUAUGCUGCCGCUGUUUACCUGCGAGUCGAGCACGUCAACGGGACCGUCGGUACGACCUUGCUAGCGGCCAAGACGAAGGUCACACCAGUCAAGCCCUUAACGAUACCCAGGACAGAACUAAGCGGAGCAGUACUGGCAGUCAAGCUGGUCAGGUGGUUGUCCACCGCUGUUCGGAUUGACGGAGUUCCGAUGGAAACCUUCUUUUGGACGGACGCCACUAUCGUCUUGCACUGGCUGAACGGAGACGUACAAAGGUGGAAGACCUUUGUGGCCAAUCGAGUUGGAUUCAUCCUGGACCAUUCUGACCCAAGUCAAUGGCGGCACGUGGGUACCGAAGACAACCCGGCGGACUGCGCAACCAGAGGAUUGACUCCGAAGGAGUUACAGAAUUUUACCUUGUGGUGGAGAGGGCCAGGCUGGUUGUCGCGCGAGCGAGAAUUUUGGCCGAAGCAGUUUCCCAGCUCGAUCUUACCAUCCGAGCCAGCGCUGGAAGCGAAAACGGACAAGCUCCGAAUACACCACGUCUCUCCAGUCCCGUCAUUUGUCGUUCGUUUUUCCACGUACAAUCGAGCCGUUCGAGUGGUCGCCUACCUACGACGUUUUGUUCACAACGCUUCGCACAAGCCGAGCCGACGCGCAGGAGCCUUGAGCUUACCCGAGCUCGACGACGCCAUGUUCUGCAUCGUACGGAUGGUCCAGAUGGAGUCGUUCGCGGCGGACCUUCGAUCCGUAAGGAACUCAAAACCGCUUCCGUCCCAGAGCAAGCUGUUGCGGCUGUCCCCCAAUCUGGUGGACGAUAUUUUGCGGGUACGAGGCCGUCUGAGGUUCUCUGCGUUGCCGGCGGACAGGCGCCACCCCAUAAUUCUCCCCAGUACCCAUCAUUUUACCGAUCUGGUUAUUAACUUUUCCCACCUAGCUACGCUUCACGGAGGUGCCCAGCUGACCUUGGCUCAUACGCGCCAGCGGUUCUGGAUCAUCACCGGAAAGCGAUCCGUUCAACGAGUGAUACGAAAAUGCGUUCGCUGCUUUCGCGCCAACCCAACAAUCUCGCCGCAGCUCAUGGGAGACCUGCCUCUUCACCGAGUGAACCCGCCUCAGAGGCCUUUCGUCACGACCGGAGUCGAUUACACCGGAGCCAUUGAGCUCAAAGCGGCGCGGAUUCGGGGGUCGAGCACAUACAAGGGCUAUAUAGCUGUGUUCAUUUGUCUCGCAACAAAGGCAGUUCAUUUGGAGCUGGUGACCGGGCUCACCACGGAACACUUCCUGCUGGCAUUCGACCGAUUUACUGGACGUAGAGGCAUGGUUCAGCAUCUAUAUAGCGACAAUGGCACCAACUUUGUGGGAGCAGACCGUCAGCUAAAGGGUUUGGUGAAACAAUUCCGCGAUGAUUAUGAGUCGCUCAUCGCUCCGAAGUGGGCCCAGCUACGGGUCACUUGGCAUUUCACUCCGCCUCAGUCGCCUAACUUUGGUGGGCUUUGGGAGGCCAAUGUCAAGUCGGUCAAGCACCACCUCAAGCGCGUGAUCGCGGAUCGAAAGCUAACCUACGAGGAGAUGUCCACGGUGCUUAUAAGCAUAGAAGCGUGCCUUAACUCAAGGCCGCUGUGCCCGCUCACAGCGGACGCGGACGAUUUAGACGUGCUCACUCCGGCCCACUUCCUAAUCGGCGACUCCAUGCUUGCGCCCCCGGAGUACCGACCAGCUUCUGCUAAGUUUAGGGAGCAGUUCCUGCUUCAGCAAUCAAUGUUACGGCAUUUUUGGGACGGCUGGAGUAGGGACUGGCUUAGCCAUCUGCAGCAGCGUCCAAAAUGGUCACAAAGUUCGGAGAACCUGAAGUUGGAUGAACUUAUACUCGUCAAGGACGACAGAUUUCCUCCAUCGCAGUGGCUGCUCGGAAGGAUUGUGGAGCUUCAUCCGGGUCAGGAUGGCUUGGUUCGCGUGGUCACGCUAAAAACCCAGCAAGGACAGCUGAAGCGUUCGAUUCUAGGUACAGCUCAGGACGCUCAGGACGCCUAG
Drosophila ficusphila is the source of this 4752-nucleotide messenger RNA. RefSeq lists its product as uncharacterized. Gene Ontology annotation, molecular function: nucleic acid binding; aspartic-type endopeptidase activity. Lineage: Eukaryota; Metazoa; Arthropoda; Insecta; Diptera; Drosophilidae. The coding region runs from base 1 to 4752 and encodes 1583 amino acids. The transcript is spliced from 2 exons. The record is from RefSeq and is a predicted model, not a curated record. Gene Ontology annotation, biological process: DNA integration; proteolysis.